This is a messenger RNA of Drosophila obscura, 918 nucleotides long. RefSeq lists its product as uncharacterized. NCBI's taxonomy places the organism in Eukaryota, Metazoa, Arthropoda, Insecta, Diptera, Drosophilidae. The transcript has a single exon. Bases 188 to 835 code for a protein of 215 amino acids. The record is from RefSeq and is a predicted model, not a curated record.
AGGUAGUUCCCAUCACUAACAUCACUCAAAAGCUUUUCUGUUGUUUUUCUGGCGAAAUAAUUUGUUUGAUUUCGAGCUAAAACUCAACAAUCCGUCCAUUUAAGAGGAUGAGUUCAGUGUCCUAUUCCUUAGUUAUUUCACAGACAUUCACAAGAAAAGUAUAGUUGGAAGGAAUAAACCAAAAGCAAUGGAAGUCGAAACAAACAGUGGUACCAGUACCUCUACUUCCUCCGACAAAAUUAAGUCAUCCCAAACUCCAGUGCUGAUUAUUUCUGAACGACGUCGUGACACUCCUCGCAUUAGGGGGAAAAAAAAGGAGGCUCCUACUGAGGUUCCUACUUCUACAGAUCGAGAGCAGCCCAAAAUUACCAUUAAAACAUUUCCAACGAUUCUAAGCAGAAUUAUGUUAAAGUCUAACGUUCCACCUGUACUUCCCCCAAACGAUUAUCCGUACGCCCAUGCCUACGCCCAAACUUUGUGUUUCCUGUGUCUGGAAAAGCCAGCCGAACGGAAGUGGCUAUACCAUAUGUUCCUGUCAACGGAUAAGACUCUGGGGAAGGACUCCGAGGCAGUGACAACCAUGUACAGGAAUCGAGCCGACAUCAUCAAGGUUAACCAAUUAACAAUAAGUACAAUCUGUGCACGGUCACUGUACCGCAGUGUUCAAAAACACUUUUCCGAUGCAGUGUGGAAUAAGCAAGGGAAUGUUUUCGAGAUGGAAAAGAUCGGAUCCAGAGACAUCUGGGUGGUUCACGGUAAAGUGAACAAGUUGCACGCUGCGGAAGUGGAAAAACUAUUAAAUUACAUAAAGUACUUAAACAUUACAAAGAGCUGAGCAAGUACAAGCUUUAACUAUCUGAAUUGUGAUAUCGUCUUCUACAUAUGUAUUUAAUAAAACUCUUCUUUAAACAUACUUGU